Molecule: messenger RNA, 5310 nt
Organism: Cephus cinctus (wheat stem sawfly)
Lineage: Eukaryota; Metazoa; Arthropoda; Insecta; Hymenoptera; Cephidae
Gene: Fife
Product: protein piccolo
Exons: 23
Coding region: 312-4040 (1242 amino acids)
Biological process (GO): calcium ion-regulated exocytosis of neurotransmitter; positive regulation of synaptic transmission; regulation of membrane potential
Cellular component (GO): cytoskeleton of presynaptic active zone; presynaptic membrane
Molecular function (GO): transmembrane transporter binding; small GTPase binding
Source: RefSeq, a predicted model, not a curated record
AGCCGGGCACCCUGCCCGACACAACGGCCACUCUCGUGACUCGCUCAUCCUCGCGAAUGCGAGCAACCCUCCCAAGCAGCCAGAACCACAGAGUCUUCCUCAACGAAUAACAACAGGCACCUGCGAGAGAGGGUGCUUAAAUGAGAGGCAGAGGGAUGCAAGACUGGCAGGCGAGUCAGUGGCGCAGCGCGGUUCCGUAAUUCCACAUCUCCGGCUAAUUUGAAAAUCCGCUGACACGCUCUGCACACGCCGUGGCCCGUGACAAAAGAGUAAUACCGGAUCGACAAGUGCGGGCGCUUCAAAUUGCGAAGAUGCUUCCCACUAACGUUAUGUCUUUUAUGAAGAAGAUGGUGACAGCGCACCCGGAAUCCGGAAGUAUCGGAACCUCCGGUGGAUCCGUAACGCCUGAAGAAACGGCUACGACAUUCAGCAAACUUCGUCAACUGGGGAGCGGACUGAUGACAGCCACGGGGAACGUGACGAAACUCAGUCCGGCGAAGGUGACGCCGCCCGCCGAUGAGAACCAAACGGGUCAGGGGUCCGUAACGCCGUCCUCGACCCCGUCCUCGCGUCCCUCGGAUCCUGCAAAACCGAAAGCUGAACCGGGCAGACCAGCCAGCAGGGCAGGUGCCUGCAGAGUCUGCCUCAAAUCGUUCAAACCUACGGACUUUUCGAGAACCUGUUACGAGUGCCAACAUAAAGUCUGCGAAGACUGUGCCUCCUACUCCACAAGCACCGACACCGAAGACUCGUCCACGUGGAGAUGCAGCGUGUGUCGCCGAAAAAUGGCCUCGAGGGGACAACCAGUGGUCACUCAAGAGUCGACGGAUUCGUUGUUGGAGGUUCCUGUCUUGGAAGCAUUGCAGAGACGACACAGUGACGCUCGACUAGGCUGCCAAAGUGGAAAUCAAACGAGCAGCCCGGGAAGUGGACUUGCGCCACCCAGGAGUCCCGAGCUCAGACGCCAUUCGGACGUGUCGCCAGCCAGCCUAAAGGAACUUGAAAAGUUUCGAAAGGUUGCAGGAGAGCGUCGGGAGGAGCUCAGGUGGGAACGAGAAUUGGAGUGGAGGAGCAAAUCGAGAGGCGGAUCGCCAGACAGAGGUCGCUCGAGCAGUCCCCAAAGAGGCGCAGUUCCGAGCCAAGCUGGCGCUACUGUCCUCGCGAAUAGCCCCACCUGCUGCACUGUCAGUACCCCCAGCGUCAACGUCGUCGCAGGUGCAAACACGGUUUCUUCCGGCGGCGGCGUCACGUCGAACACCGAAGCCGAGGCAACAGUUGAAUCGAUUGGUACUGGCGACGAAGAAGACGAACGCUGGCGUCGUUCUCGUCGCGGCGGCGGUACUGUGCGCCGAAAGUCGAGAGUAACGCGACAACGUUCCUACGACGACGAAAUAAAAACGACGAGUACAGUGCUGCCUGGCGGACUACUUUCUAGCGGAGGCGGAACUGUUUCCGGCGGCAGUGCUCAUCCGGAAUCGGGACUUCCACUGCCUGUCCAAUUGUCAAGGAGAGCCUCGGCAUACGAUGUCUGCACAACGUCCGGCUCGGUGGCAGCCUUCAACAACAUGGCGAUUGUCGCGGCUCAACAAAGGGGCUCUGUUUCCGCGCAAGGCUCGCGAGAACCAGAAGAACGAUCGAUGUCGAGAAGACCAUCUUUCCGAGCCACCAAGCCAUCGGCGAUGCCCUAUGAAAUGGAUCCCGAGGAGGAAAAGAUCGUCAGUCUGGAUGCUGCUCCAAGUGAUAUGUCAUCCAGCGCUUUGGCUCUCGGCGUAAAUGCACCUACGGGCACCUCGACCUUUUCUCAGCACUCUCAACAGACAGCACUGGGUCCCGACGAAGACAGGCGUAACAGGCGACGAGGCUCUCAACUGCCUGAUAUCAACGCAAUAAGAGCCCUACCGAAUGUUCUCGGGAGUGCAUCUGGCAGCGCAAAGGUCUCCGGAGGUGCGAUGGCCACGGCUCUUGCCGGAAGGGUGGCCGUGGACGAGCGCGAGCUGCCUCGCCAGGGAAGUCUUGUUGAUGGAGAAGGCAUCAAGAUAGUUAUUCACGACGUCGACAGCGACCUUGUAGGGCGUGUGAACGCCAAGAGGAGAGUGGUACUUCGUCGAGAUCCUCUGAUGGACAAGGGACAUAGAGCUCGAGGCUUCGGAAUGAGAGUUGUGGGAGGAAAAACUGGCUCGGACGGUCGUAUGUUCGCCUACAUCGUGUGGACCGUUCCAGGAGGACCGGCUGAGAAAGCAGGACUGCAGCAGGGAGACAAGGUGUUGGAAUGGGCCGGGGUCUCCUUGAUCGAUCGCAGCUUCGAGGAGGUGGCGCAGAUAAUGGAACGGACUGGCGACAUUGCCGAGCUCGUCGUCGAGCAUGCAACCGACAUAAUUGGAGAUUUGCUCGAUGACCCGGGAAUUAUGGGAGCUAGCGGAAAGGCACCGACCAGCCUUGGAUUGCAACUUGAAACAGAAACGGACAAAACGCCCUCGUCGCCGAACCGCAGAAAACUACCAAAAACACCGGAACAAAUCGCAAAAGAGAGGCAGGUGUCCGGACGCGUGCAAAUUCAAGUUUGGUACGAGGCCGAGCGAAAGGAAUUGGUCGUCUCCCUAUUGGCGGCGGACGAGCUCUGCGCUCGCGAGGACACCGGAUACGGAACUGCCCCGGAGGCAUAUGCAAAACUCGUCCUCGUACCACCUUGUGGGGGAGAGCAAAGUUCUUUGAAAACGGACGUGGCGGAGCCAACGCAAAAUCCAAUUUGGAACGCCACACUGAACUUUUGUGGUGUUGCCGGCGAUGAGCUGAUGGACCGCAGCAUCGAGGUCACCCUCUGGGAUUACUGUCCUGACCGGGACAGCGUAUUCCUAGGAGAGUGUACGGUCGAACUGCAGAAGGCUUUCUUGGACGAUCGAGCAGUCUGGUAUCGGCUGGAAGAUCCACGAGGUCUGCGAUACGGGAAGUCACCACAUUGCUCGCCACGCGGUUCACUAUCAACGGAGAUAGCGCAGCGCCUCCUCCGCAAAAGCGAACUGCGGGAACGCAGCUUCAGCGACGACACGCAAAGUGACUCGGGAAGUCCUGAGCCGUGUUUUCUCCAUCCGGAUCAUGCUUGGCAUGCUGGUUCAAGACGUGGUUCCAGCCAAUCGGAACAGCUCGAAGUCGAGCCUUACGAGCUUAACAAGGACUACAGUCGGUCUCUGCCAGGCAGCCGGCGCAGCAGCUUCCAAAGCCAAACGGGUAACGGAUGUGGAAACGGUACCGGAACGGAUAGCAAACGCGGCAGUGUGGGAGGAGACACGGAUGGGGCAGUCGUCCAUUACAAUCGGGAGCGAAGACGAAGCUCUUGCGCUCGAGGAUUGCGAGACCCGGACGAAAUUUUGCGUUCCUUGAAGGCGGUCAAAGGCGAACUCGGCAGAACCAUGAGCCUUUCUUCCUCCGCGUCCUCGGAGAAGCGACGCGGCAGUCGGCGGCGGGGUGAGCGCAAGGACAGUGUUAUGGACAUACCAGAAAAGUUGCCAGACCGAAAUAGCGAGUCCGAGAUGGAAGAAAAGUGGAGUCAGUGGACGAAGGGAGAGGAAGCAAUGGACAUGAAGCUUGGACCAGGUCAAGUCGCACCAAAAGGACUGAAGCCGAUAAGCGGAGUGCAAAAUGGCCAGGUCAAGCUAGGUCUCUUUCUCAGCAAGGGGACUCUCGAUGUAGAAGUGAUCUCGGCGCGCGGGAUAUGUCCGCGGGAACGAGCGGAGCCAGAUACUUACGUAAAGACAUAUCUGCGCGAUGGUGAACGUUGGCUACAAAAGAGAAAGACACGCGUGGUGCGUCACUCCCGGGAGCCUCAAUAUCGGCAGACCCUCAAAUAUGGAAGCUGCGAUGCCCUCGGACGAAAUCUUCUGGUAAUGCUCUGGGAACGAAACAUUGGAUUUGGAAGCAACCAAGGUCUUGGCGGGGCCGAAGUAAACCUCGACCUACUUCCUUUAACGCGACUGACCGUCGGCUGGUAUCCUCUCUUUCCUAUCCACACCCUCGGCACCCAGAACUCAGCCGAUUCCCCCUGAUGGUUGCGAGAAAAAUGGGCCCUCGAAGCUGGAGAACUCGACCUUCGCUUGAGUCUUCUUCUCAAAGACGAGGGAGAGUCCAUCGUAAAGAUAAUUUCCUGAUAGGAAGGGGACAGGUCGUAUCCCUACUCCAUUUCCUUGCCUUAUAUGGUCAACGGGCGAACAGGGAAUGACCCCCAUCAAUUAAAUUUAAUGUCACUCGACGCACUGACAAUCACACAUGGAAGGCAAGUCCUGACUGACGGCCUUACAAAAUAUCGUCCUAAGUAUUAUCGACAAAUGCAAUUAUGAAAAAUUGACAAUCAGACAGAAGAUGGUCUUGUUGGUCCUGUUGGUCCUGUUGGUCCUGUUGGUCCUGUUGGUAAAGGCUGCUUCGCCAACCGCCAAGAGGCUCCUCGCUGGAGGUCACUCGCGGCACAUUCCCUUCUCUCGACCAUUACCUACGACUAUAUCGAACCUUAACUUAUUGUUAGUUCGAUUCUUCGAGUCGAGCCUUUGUCAUUAAUUACUAGUGAGAAUGGACAUUUAAAAUCGAGACAUAGAAGCCAAGUGUAACGUAACACAGCAUAAAAGAACUAACCGAACAGAGUUACUCUGAGCUAAAAAGUUCAUUUCAAGCAAUACAAAAUGACACCGAGCAUCAAUAGACACGUAGACUACGUUAGCAAUAAUGCCGUACCUGCGCGUUAUUUUGUAUUUCACGUUUAAAGAGGCACGCUGGCAUCUAUCAUCUCCCAUCGAAAUUAUGCCGAGGGUCCAUUUUUCUUAUCGUGAAGCGUCACUCCUCGCUCUCACUCUUCGUGUCCAAUGUAUACGCCUAAUAAUCCUCGAAUCAAUGAAGAACAGGCGAACCAACUAUUGAGCAUUACAAUUACUUCACUUGAUGCAAAGUAAUAUGAAAUUCAAUACUUUUUGGUAUCGAGAGGUCAAUAGUUACACACGUUUAAAAUGCUGGUGGGAAAUUGGAUGAGCAGUGGACGAGACAGACGAUUUACUGGUCGCGUGAUCUCGCUGGUCGAGACGAGAAUGUAGCCAACACAUGACGAAGAGCUAGAAUGACCGCGAUAAUCUUUCCAAUUGCGACAUUUAUAGCUAUCACGAAAAACAAAAAAAAAAUUAUGAAGAUCAAUCCUUGACAAGAUUGGAAUGGAAUAUAAUAGGUUAGGUUAGGUUAGGUUAGGUUAUAUCUAAAGCCCUAGAGACUUACUUGCAGUAAAGAAGAAUGUAAAUUAAUUUUCCGAGUUUGAAAAAAAAAUGAAGUAGAUAAUGA